AUGAAAAUUAUUUUCAGGCAUUUUUCAGAGCUUGUCAAACGCAAAGAUAAAGUCCUUAAAGUUUCACAGGAAACUCAAGCGUCACUUGAACAGUCUGGAUUUUAUGCCACAAAACCUUUAUCAAUUGAUUAUUCUAAAAAUCCUGUGGCUUAUAAAAUUAUUAACACAGAAUCUCUCUCAGUUAAAGACCAAGAUUUAAAAUUCUCCCAAAUCGAUAUAUCGACAAUGAAAAACUUAUCCUGUAUUAUAAAUAAAACUAAUAGAGUUGUAAUAAAUUUUCUAUUAUAUAUAAAAAAUGAGUUAUUGGCCUGCUAGCGCAGGCUCGAUUUUAUUUAAAAUUGAAUAGAACUAUCCAAGGACUAUUUGCAAAGUGAACUGGGAGAUAUCAAUAUUUAUGGGAAAAAUGAAAUUUUAUUAGAAGACGUCGAUCCUAAAAAUUUGGGAAACAAAACGAUUAUUCUAUGGGGCAAAAAAGCAAAGCUUAAAGCCUAUGGGAAAAUUGUGGAAGGAGAAGGGGAAGAGGGGGUCGGAAAAGUAGAUAAACAGAUAUUUUAUGAAGAAGAAGUAAAACAUGGAGUAAAAUUGACGUGGAAACAUUAUGGCCUUGCAGUAUUAAUGCUGCCGGUUGUAUUUUAUUUGCUGAUUUAUUUGCAAGUUGUCAGAGAAUAUUUAUAUGUAAACUCAUUUUAUACAGCUCUUGACAGAGAAAAUAAAGAACUGCUGGAUACUUUAAAAAAUAUCCCGAGAAGUGUUUAUAAAGCUCAGAAAAAUCUUGAAAAAAUGUAUCCAGAUUAA
Molecule: messenger RNA, 795 nt
Organism: Blepharisma stoltei
Lineage: Eukaryota; Ciliophora; Heterotrichea; Heterotrichida; Blepharismidae
Source: the annotation of a GenBank genome assembly